This is a messenger RNA of Papaver somniferum (opium poppy), 1065 nucleotides long. RefSeq lists its product as uncharacterized. Lineage: Eukaryota; Viridiplantae; Streptophyta; Magnoliopsida; Ranunculales; Papaveraceae. The record is from RefSeq and is a predicted model, not a curated record. Gene Ontology annotation, molecular function: endonuclease activity; DNA binding. The transcript has a single exon. Bases 1 to 1065 code for a protein of 354 amino acids. Gene Ontology annotation, biological process: DNA repair.
AUGAUAGAUAAAACAAAUUCGUGGAACGUACAUGGUCUAGGGGACAAAGAUAAAAGAAUAGUCAUCAAAUCAGUACUUUUGAAAUGGAAUCCUGAUGUGGUAUUACUUCAAGAAACAAAACUCCAAGAUUUUUCUGUUCAGCUCAGAAGAGAGGUUUGGUGCCACCCUGAUGUAGAUUAUUGUUACAUACCUUCUAGGGGAACUAAGGGUGGGAUUAGUAUAUUAUGGAGGAAGGAUAAAAUCGAUCUCAUCGACAAACUGGAAGAAAUUCAUUCUUUAUCUUGUAUGUUCAGGUCGAAGACGUCACAUUUGGAGUUCUACAUAUCAAAUAUAUAUGCCCCAAAUGACAGGAAAGACAGGAGAACACUAUGGAGGGAACUAAGAGAGGUCAUGGGGAUAUGGAGUAUUCCUGGAUUCUUAGGAGGGGAUUGGAAUGUUACAAAAUCAAUUGAAGAUAGAAAUAGAGAUCGAGGAGUUAGUCGGGUUAUGCGAGAUUUCAUAAGUUUCAUCACCAACCAUGAUCUGGUGGACUUGCCCCUUAGUGGUGCUAAGUACACUUGGUCUAACUUUCGAGAAAACCCAUAUUGCAGUAAAAUUGAUAGAUUUCUGCUAAAUUCAUUAUGGGAAGCCAUGUUCCCGUAUACUAUUCAGAGUGCAAAGCCGAGGCCUGUGUCAGAUCAUACUCCAUUAUUGUUGUCGACAACUAUGGUAAAUACAGGUGCAAGACCGUUCAAAUUUGAAAUUAUAUGGUUGGAAAGUGCUAAAUUGAAAGAUAAGAUGCAAGUAUGGUGGAGUAACCUCACUUUUAAUGGGAACCUUGGAUAUGUGUUCCGUAAGAAACUGAUGGCAAUCAAGGAAUACCUUAAAGUUUGGAAUAAAGAGUGCUUUGGAAAGGUAUGCAAGAAUAUGGAUGAGCUACUUGUACAGAUACAAGAGACGGAUAUCGUUGAUGAGGUAGGUGUAGCAACUCUCGAAGAGUGUAUUAAUAGGGUUAAUCUUAAAAAGGACUAUAUCAAAUGGGAAAACAUGGAGCACAAAAGGAUUAAAAACAAGACAAAAGGAUAG